CAGCGGGACUAGCGGGCACCCGGCCGGCCGCCAUGGCCCUCAGCGCAGCUCCGGGCUGCCGCGCCGGGGAGCGGGGGCCCCGCUGGAGGAGGCCCUGGAAGCUCCUGGCCCUUGGCCUGCUCUCCGCCUCCUCCGUGCUGGCGGCCGCCCCGGGCGCCGGGGCCAUGAGCAGGGAGGAGAAGCGCCGGCUGGGAAAUCAAGUGCUUGAAAUGUUUGAUCAUGCAUAUAGCAAUUAUAUGGAGCAUGCGUAUCCAGCUGAUGAACUCAUGCCUUUAACUUGUCGUGGACGAGUGCGGGGUCAGGAGCCAAGUCGAGGGGAUGUGGAUGAUGCCUUGGGAAAGUUUUCACUGACCUUAAUUGAUACCUUGGACACUCUUGUGGUGUUAAAUAAAACCAAAGAGUUUGAAGAGGCUGUAAAAAAAGUAAUAAAGGAUGUUAAUUUAGAUAAUGACAUAGUUGUGUCUGUCUUUGAAACCAACAUAAGAGUCCUUGGAGGUCUCCUAGGUGGGCACUCAGUGGCAAUUAUGCUGAAGGAAAAAGGUGAAUAUAUGCAGUGGUACAAUGGUGAACUCCUGCACAUGGCCAAGGAACUGGGCUACAAGCUUUUACCUGCUUUUAACACCACUAGUGGUCUCCCUUAUCCAAGAGUUAACUUAAAAUUUGGUGUAAGACAUCCAGAAGCACGAACAGGAACAGAAACUGAUACCUGUACAGCUUGUGCUGGUACCUUGAUCCUUGAGUUUGCAGCUUUAAGCAGAUUCACAGGAACAUCUAUAUUUGAGGAAUAUGCCCGGAAGGCGCUGGAUUUUAUCUGGGAGAAGAGGCAGCGCAGCAGCAACUUAGUGGGGGUCACCAUCAACAUCCACACCGGGGACUGGGUCCGCAAAGACAGUGGAGUUGGAGCAGGAAUAGAUUCAUACUAUGAAUAUUUAUUAAAAGCCUAUGUCUUGCUGGGAGAUGACAGUUUCCUGGAAAGAUUUAACACGCACUAUGAUGCCAUAAUGAGAUACAUCAGCCAGCCACCUCUUCUCCUUGAUGUUCACAUUCACAAACCAAUGCUAAAUGCUCGGACCUGGAUGGAUUCUCUGCUUGCUUUCUUCCCUGGAUUGCAGGUGUUGAAGGGUGAUAUUAGACCUGCUAUUGAAACACAUGAGAUGCUGUAUCAGGUUAUAAAAAAGCAUAACUUCCUUCCAGAGGCAUUCACAACAGACUUCAGAGUUCACUGGGCUCAGCAUCCUCUGAGGCCUGAAUUUGCUGAAAGCACCUACUUCUUAUAUAAGGCUACAGGAGACCCUUACUACCUAGAAGUAGGAAAAACCCUCAUUGAAAACUUGAACAAGUAUGCCAGAGUUCCCUGUGGGUUUGCUGCAAUGAAGGAUGUUCGUACAGGAAGUCACGAAGACAGGAUGGACUCAUUUUUCCUGGCUGAGAUGUUUAAAUAUCUGUACCUGCUGUUUGCUGAUAAGGAGGACAUGAUUUUUGACAUUGAAGAUUAUAUCUUCACCACAGAAGCUCAUCUGUUGCCACUCUGGCUCUCCACAACAAACCAAACCAUCUCUAAAAAAAAUACAAGCACAGAGUACACAGAGCUGGAUGACAGCAACUUUGACUGGACCUGUCCGAACACGCAGAUCCUCUUUCCAAAUGACCCCAUGUUUGCCCAGAGCAUCCGCGAGCCUCUGAAGAACGUGGUGGAUAAGAGCUGUCCCCGGGGCAUUUCCAGAGCAGAGGAGAGUUUGGGAAGUGGACCAAAACCACCACUGAGAGCCAGAGACUUCAUGGCCAGUAAUCCUGAGCACCUGGAGAUCCUGAAGAAGAUGGGAGUCAGUUUGAUCCACCUGAAAGAUGGACGAGUACAGCUAGUGCAGCAUGCAGUGCAAGCAGCAAGUUCCCUGGAUGCUGAGGAUGGCUUACGGUUCAUGCAGGAAAUGAUUGAGCUCUCCAGCCAGCAGCAGAAGGAGCAGCAGCUCCCUCCUCGAGCUGUCCAGAUUGUUUCCCAUCCCUUCUUUGGCAGGGUGGUCUUGACUGCUGGGCCAGCACAGUUUGGGAUGGACUUGUCCAAGCACAAAGCAGGGACAAGAGGAUUCGUUGCAACCAUUAAGCCAUAUAAUGGAUGCUCAGAGAUCACUAAUCCUGAGGCAGUGAAAGAGAAAAUUGCUUUGAUGCAGAGAGGCCAGUGCAUGUUUGCUGAAAAGGCACGAAACAUUCAGAAAGCUGGAGCAAUAGGAGGCAUUGUCAUUGAUGACAACGAGGGCAGCAGCAGUGACACAGCCCCUCUCUUCCAAAUGGCUGGGGAUGGCAAGAACACAGAUGACAUCACCAUUCCCAUGCUCUUCCUCUUCAACAAGGAAGGGAACAUCAUCCUGGAUGCCAUCCGGGAGUAUGAGGCUGUGGAGGUGCUCCUUUCUGAUAAAGCAAAAGACAGAGCAACAAUCUUUAAAGGUAAAAUGAUUCCAAACUACAUUAUUGAUAGCAACUUGGAAAUGGAGAAUAUGGACCAGAAAUCAUCAGAAAGUGAUGCACACAAACCAAAUUCCGAGGAAGCUUCUUCAGACUCUCAGGAUGCUGGAGCAGUCGCUGAGGAGCCCGAAGGAGGAGGAGAGAGCUCUGCUGUUGGUGACCCUGAUCCUUUGUCUGCUGCCAGCACAGCCAGUGCCAGUGUUUCCAUGGCACAGGAGGAUCCCCACACCUCUGGAUCUGCAGAUGCCAGUGCUCCAGAGCCAGCAUGCACACCAGGGGACAGCCAGCCUCAGGAACAAAACACCCAGACAGAGGCCACUUCCAAAGCUCACUGGGAUAGCAAAGUCCAGCCUAUGGAAUCCAUAUUAGCAGACUGGAAUGAAGAUAUAGAAGCAUUUGAAAUGAUGGAAAAGGAUGAGCUAUGACUUGUAAUAAUAACUUAUUUGUUAAUAAACAAAUGGAGACCUCUUUGGGUAGAAGUGAGGCCCUGAUAUCCAAGAAAACAUAUUCAGUAUUGGGAUGAGCAGCCAGGUGUCACCUGGAAAACAACACAGAAUUCCAGCACAGGCUCUUUGUAUGUUUUAAUUUUUCCUGUUUAAAAAUGGGAACGUGCAAUCAAAGCAUUUGGGUGGCCCCGUGGCUGGUGCUGUGCCCCAGGUAGGGACGAGCCUGACUCCUGCCUUCCAGGCUCUGAGGGGGCUCUGGGAAGCAGCUGAGCAGGGUGGGGUGACACACCAUGGAAUGGUUCUUGAUGGGGCACCCACCAUCCCCAGCUGAAAGCCUUCCUUACAGCAGCAGGGGAAUUGUUUCCAGGUGUCUGCUUUUGUCUGACAUAUCACAGUGCUGCUCUUCACUCCUUGCACCCCUUGCCACGAGGAACCACAAGGGGACCUGGGGGUUCCCCUCCUGCUCGGCUUCCAGCUGCAGGAAUGUCCAAACCAAAGGCAGAGUGUGAGCAGGUCCUGUCAGGGAGGCUGGGCCAGCCAUGGGGCUGCUGGGGAGAGCUGUGGGAAGCACCCAGGGCAGGUGUUGAGUCCCAGGUGUUUCCCUUGGCCUCCCAGGUGGAAAAACUCCAGCCUGCCCCAAAAUCUGGAACAGUCUCUGAAAGGACACAGCUCCAUCAGCUGUAGCAAAACCUUUUUCUACAAGUUUGACUUCCAACAGCUUGACUCCAUGUUCUUUUUAUAUGCAACUUGUGUGUGUGGUGUUUCAGGCAGGGAGGCCAGGGCCAGUGAGGAAGAGCAACAAUUCUGGCUGUUGGGUGGAUAGUUCAGAGUCCAGGGGUGUUAUCCCAGGCUCUGGAGUUUGUUACAGGUACAAAUUUGUUACCCACAUUAUACUGAAGUAAAAAUGGGGAAGUUUAAACAACAUAGAGGCAUUUUGACUGUGUCCAAAGAAACUGCCAAAAACUAAUUAACUUGAUUUAUAUAAACUGCUUUUAGUGACAUGUGGUUCAAAAAAUGGUUUUAUAUUAAAGACAGAAUGAACACUGCCUAUAUGCUGCACCAGGCUAAAAAAUGCAGGUUUAUGUUCAUCUUUGCAAUGGAGUAAAUAAAGAGGAAGCCCCACUCUGGACUGCACCUUUGAUUUAGCUGGUGAAAUGACACGUGCUGAAUAUGCAACUGUUAAUUAGCACAGCCAUACUCUGUAUUUAUACUCUGUACAGUGAGCAGGGCAAUCCCAGGCAUGUUGGAUCCAUGUACUCAGCCACACUUGCUUUCAAAAGCCUCAGAAUGCACAGGCACCUUUUGAGAGCAUGGCAGUCCAUCUAAAUAUCAUCCAGAACUUUAAAUCACCAGGGUAGGAGGGAAUUUGAGGAGAAAUAGCGAAUAAGUGUCCUUUGAAAGAAAUUAGCUCUUAAAUGGAGUUGUCAUUCCUUUGCACAAGUAACUGUCUGGAGGCUUGGACUUGAAGCAGCUGGGGGUUUUCAGUUGGGAACGUUUUUAUUUAUGGGUUUUGUUACAUGAGUUCAUAGAAGGCAUUUGACCAUGGGAGCCUUGUAAGUGUCCUUGGUUCCCGGGAGUGCCAGGACACAGCCAAGUGCAGGAUCAAACCAUGAGGUGCAGAUCAAACGUUUCCACUCAGAGAAUUCCAUUGAUCUGUCAGUGCUCAGUGCCACAAAAGGAGCAUCUUUGUUCCCAUGCUUUCUGACAUGGACAUCAUCUUCCUUCUUAGUAGCUCUUUUGGUGGAAAUAGAGUUAUUUUUAUAUCCUAGAGGCCUCUGGUCAUUACUAUCUCAAAAUAGCAGCUAAAGGUUUUCUUUUUUUUUUACUUGCAGAUUUAGGUGUAGAUGUCAAAUGUUAUUAAAAGGUUAACUUUCCUUGCCAUCACCAGCUCAUUUUUAGUAACUGCUUUCUCCACCUGUUAUUAGAGCAGCAGGCAUUACCUUUCAGGGAUCCCAGAACUCCAUGUGGAUUUAGGGGGCAGCAUUUUGGUGGUGGCCUACCUCAGAUUACUGUUGCCUCCUUCCUUUUGAAGUGGUUUUUGUUUCAUUUAGUUCUGCUUCACCUUUGAAACCAUCACAAGAGCCAUAGCUUUGUUUACAGACCUGAAUCAGGCAAGGUUGACCUUUUGGGAAAGAGGAAUUAAAUUGGGGGGACAGUUUUAUUCAGGUUAUUUUCACUUUGUAUCUCCUUAUGAGGACAUAGGCUUUGGUUUAACCUGUUCAUAUCAUUCUGGAAAGAAUUCAGUUUUCUGUUACUAUAAUCUUAAAAAGCAAAAAGAAUGUAUUCAUCAAAAAGAAAAACCCUUUUGGAAAGGGGAGAGAGUGUUUUUCCCAAAUGUUUGGAAGUCUGCUCCCUGCAUAUGGAAUAUUGCUCAUCAUUAAUCAGGAAUCACCCUUAGUGUAUAGCAUUGUACAUUUCUUUGUAUGGUAUUGAAAACUGAAGAAUUCAGGAAUCACAGCUGCAACUAGCACUUAUUCCAUGCCAUGUAAUUCAGAUCAGCCAAUUAAUUUCUCAUUUGAUCUUAGAGGAAUCUUCUUAAUUGUUUACAUUUAUUGUUUCUUAAUGAAGUUUGAGAAUGAGCCCAGCUCUGGUUCUCCUCCUCCUGCCAGUGUCCCUGAGUAGGCACCAAUGAGUGUGUGUUGAGAGGUGAAAAACAGGACAUCUUAUGCAACAGGCAUCAGUCAGAACAUAGAAAACAAACCAUUCUGUGAAUGAAAAUUGUAUGUUGAGAUUUUAUAAGAUUUUUGGUUUGUUUUUUUUUUUAGCCAGACCAAUUUACAGCCGUAUAUUUUCUUAUGGAAGAUGUCUAAUAACAGGUGCUGUAACACUAUUGUUGGGUUUUACUCUCUGGUGAUAAAUGUACCCAAUAUUUCUAAGGGCAACUAUGUACUGUGAUGUAAAAGUCUGGGCUAAAAUGUACAUAAUCCGUGUACAUAAUUGUGUACUUGAUUAUAACUGCUGAUUGUAAAGAUUUAAUAAAAUGUAAAUAUUCUGGUCA
This is a messenger RNA of Zonotrichia albicollis (white-throated sparrow), 5904 nucleotides long. It is a transcript of the gene EDEM3, whose product is annotated as ER degradation enhancing alpha-mannosidase like protein 3. Lineage: Eukaryota; Metazoa; Chordata; Aves; Passeriformes; Passerellidae. The record is from RefSeq and is a predicted model, not a curated record. Gene Ontology annotation, molecular function: calcium ion binding; mannosyl-oligosaccharide 1,2-alpha-mannosidase activity. Gene Ontology annotation, biological process: endoplasmic reticulum mannose trimming; mannose trimming involved in glycoprotein ERAD pathway; carbohydrate metabolic process. Gene Ontology annotation, cellular component: endoplasmic reticulum; membrane.